Messenger RNA from Hippocampus comes (tiger tail seahorse), 8687 nucleotides. RefSeq names its product plexin b1b (gene plxnb1b). The transcript has 37 exons. Gene Ontology annotation, molecular function: semaphorin receptor activity; protein binding. The coding region runs from base 93 to 6791 and encodes 2232 amino acids. Gene Ontology annotation, cellular component: semaphorin receptor complex; plasma membrane. Gene Ontology annotation, biological process: negative regulation of cell adhesion; axon extension; semaphorin-plexin signaling pathway. The record is from RefSeq and is a predicted model, not a curated record. NCBI's taxonomy places the organism in Eukaryota, Metazoa, Chordata, Actinopteri, Syngnathiformes, Syngnathidae.
CUGUGUGUUUCAGAUUAUGUCCGCAACAACUGCUGGAAGGUUAAGAAAUCGAAUGCCCCUGUAACAACAAAGAAAGCAAAUGAUCUGCUGCCAUGCCACCGUGGGUGAUAUGUCGUCUUCCAGUGAAAGCAGUGCGACCACUGCUCUUUCUUGUGCUAUUAGCGACUGGCUGGGGCCUUAACUCUAAGCCUGCUUUUGUUGUACAAGGAACCGACUCACUAUCUAUCUUUUAUCCCACCUUUAUUUGGAACGACACCGAAUUUGAGCACUUGGCCUUGCAUCCUCACCCCAAUGUGGGUCGAGUUUACGUCGGAGCUCGUGACAACUUGUUUCAGUUGGACAAGUUUCUGCAGCUCGAACUCCAGGAUCACACUGGACCAGUCAAAGACAGCAGAGAGUGCUUGCCUCCUGUCACAGAGAGUAACUGCCCUCAAGCAAGGCUCACCAGCAACCACAACAAGCUCUUGCUGAUUAACCCAUACUCAAUGGAACUCAUUACUUGUGGCAGUGUCAACCAAGGUAUCUGCCAAAAACGAAGUCUUGAUUCUGUCGACAAGGUGCUGUUCUCCACUGAGACGCCAGUGGAUACCCAAUACGUGGCGGCUAAUCACCCCAACGUUAGUACUGUUGGCCUCAUCGUUCAAUCUCAUCCGCACAGGCAGCCGGUUCUUUUUGUAGGGCGAGGCUACACAAGCAGCCACCCGCCCAUCGCCACACGAAACCUGGACCAGGAACCCAUAUUUUCUUAUGAGGAAACUGCAAAGUUGGCUGUGGCUGGUCGCCUCUCUGAAUAUGACCAUCAUUUUGUCUCAUCCUUCGCCCACCAUCAUCAUGUGUACUUCCUCUUCUACAGGCGAGACCUUAAGUCAAAAUCACGCGAAUACCGCACCUACAUCUCUCGUGUUUGUUUGGACGAUCAAGCCUAUUAUUCGUAUGUGGAGGUGCCCUUGACGUGUCGUUCCCGGGCAGGAAAAAAUUACAAUCUCCUUCAAGCGGUCCAGCUGGCAUUCUCCAAAGAUGUCACUGUGAGUCAAGGGUCUGAGAUUGUUCUUGGUGUUUUUUCCACUCGGCUGGCUUCAUCAAAUCGACCCAGUGAAGACUCUGCCCUGUGCAUGUUUAACCUGGAAGAUGUGGACCGCAGGAUUAACUCCACCAGAGACCUGUGUUACACAAAGAUGGGCAGAGAGUCUGGAAUGGAGGCAGCCUACAUUGAAUACGAAGUCAAAUCCAAAUGUGUCAACCUGCUAGAGAACACGCUCGAAAGGUACCCUUGCGGCUCUGAUCACACACCCAGUCCCAUGGGUAGUCGGAUUGCUGUGGAAGCUGAAACCAUUUUGGAUAGCCCCUCCGCUCGACUGACAGCUGUAGCAGUGAGCAUGAGGGCGGCACAUACGAUUGCAUUCUUGGGAGACUCUAAAGGGAACCUGCACAAGGUGUUCCUGGGACCAAACGGUGAGGUGGAGGAAUACGCCAUAAGCUCCAUUCAUCACAACACAGCCAUCAGUUCAGACCUUGUCUUGGAUGAAGAGGAGCAGCAUCUCUUCAUCAUGACCCAUAACAUGCUGCAAAAGAGACCAGUAGCUGAAUGCAAGCAGCACCCUGACUGUCACUCCUGCCUGCAGGCCCAUGAUCCCUACUGUGGCUGGUGUGUCCUAGAGGGAAGAUGUGUUUUGCAGUCAGAGUGUCGGCGCGGGAAAGACCACGGCCAGUGGCUUUGGAGCUUUGACAUGGAACAGCAGUGUCUGGCUAUCCAAGAACUCAACCCAUCAAACAUCAGCAGGGAAGAAACCAGGACAGUCUCUUUGUCAGUUCCAGGGCUUCCAGUGUUAGAAAAGGCUGAGUCCUAUUCCUGUUUCUUCCAAGAGAUCCACAUCCCUGCCACAGUUACUGGAAGUGUGGUCACCUGUCGCUCUCCACGCACCAGCCAAGUGCCUAUGGUACCUGCUGGACAGGAUUUUGUCACAGUCCUCUUGUCUCUUCGUUUUGGCAAUGUCACCGUUGCAGAGAGGGAUUUCACCUUUUAUGACUGCAUGGCUGUUAAGCAGCUUUCCGGGAGUAUGCUUUGUCGUGGCUGUGUUCUGAGCCGGUGGGGUUGUAAUUGGUGUGUUCACCAGCACACAUGUACCCACAACCCCACCUGUAAGGAGGGCGUAAUCAUCUAUAAUCAGCAUUUUACACUGCCCACCUCAGCUCCUGCCACUACCAAAACCCUAAAAGUUUUCACAACUCCCACGCCCACCACCACCACGUUGGCCACUGCCACUGUGACACCCAUCACAGUCAUUACGACAACAGCAGCAACAACUCUUGCCACAACUUUUAUGGCUCCUGUUGCUGCACUGACCACUCAGGCGCCGACCUCCCCACUAGCAACUAUCACCUCAUACCCCAUUGUCCCUCAGAUGAUGACCACAGGCACCACACAUCAGCCUUCGAGUCCCAUGGCAAGCACCAAACCCGUGCUGAUCACAUUUCCACCCCGAGACACAACUACCCGAGAGGAAGAAGCUCUAGAUGCAGAUGGGAUGAUGUCCAUCACACAUACAGACUUGGAGAGUGCUGAUGUUACGCCAAGUGCAGAAUUAUUGCCAGUGACUGUUAAUGAGGAUCUAACGCCCAUAAUGCCUCUGGUCAUCCCACCUCCUGACUCUGAUGUCUUGGAGGUGAUGACAGAGUCGACCCACACUGACACCCAGGAACUUGGCAGGACACUAAGAUGGGUGGAACCACUCACCCCAACAUCAUCUGGUUACCCGCUGCCUACGCCCUUUCCAUUGGGCGAACCGACCAACUCUGAAUCUUCUGUCUCACUGGAUCUGACCACAGUACCACCCCAAGACUCUCAAACUCAGUCUCAAAGCAGGGACAGCAAUCCUGAUGUGCUCCGGCCGAAGGAGGAAGAUGGCAUCCCCGCUGAUGGGACUGUCCUUGCAGAAAACGACACUGCAACUUUUUCAGCUGCCACCGUGCUUUCAGGUGAUGGUGAAGUUGAGAAUGCGUCCCCACUUUAUCCCCACUUGGUGGAUUCUGAACUGGACUACCAAUAUGAUCCUGCUGACAGCUUCCUCCCGGGGGAUGAGGGAUCCUAUGUCAGCUGGGGUUCUUCAGCUUGCCCUUGUGUGGAGAAGGUCCAGGGUUCAUCGUUGCUCCCUGUCAGAGUGGAGAGGAAAAUCACUCUACUUGCCCGCAACCUACAUCUAUAUCAGGAUACAGAGAUGGACUAUCAGUGUGUGUUGAUCAUUGAAGGGCAAACUGUGGUGGUGGAUGCCUAUGUGGAGACUGAUGACAUGAAUCCAUUCAAAUUUGACAUCACCUGUCAACUCCACCAGUACACAUAUUCUGCUCCUGUGGAGGAAUAUCAAGCUUUGGUGUAUGUGAAGAGGAGGGACACAUUUCACGUUGACAGCUCUCCUGAUCUCUAUGUGACUCUGUACAACUGUUCGGUGGGCCGCACUGACUGCAGUCGCUGCCACACAGCAGACCACAAGUAUGGUUGUGUGUGGUGUGGAGAUGCACAGGCCAGGUGUUUAUAUUCUGGUUUAUGUAUUGAACCUGUGCAGCAGAUAUGCCCUGCUCCAGUCAUUCAUUCUAUUGAGCCACUUUCCGGCUUGCUUGAAGGUGGCACUCUGGUGACCAUAACAGGCUCCAACCUGGGCCAAAAAGCAGAAGACAUCCUCAAUUCUGUGUCAGUGGCUGGUGUGCCCUGCGUAGUCGUAACUAGUCUCUAUGAAGUCUCCUCCAGGAUUGUUUGCAGAACCAAAGCUAGUAAAGGAGAGAAGUUGGGACAUGUGUCUGUUGAAGUGAGCGGUGGAGAGUUUGGCGUGUCCAAACAAAUGUUCAGCUUUCAGGAUCCAUUUGUGAUGGGAGUGUUGCCUGAAAGAGGUCCGAAAGCUGGUGGAACAACUCUGACAAUCAUUGGCCGAAACCUUUUGACAGGCCGUCCUUCUAACCUCGACGUCACCGUGGGUGGAGUGCCCUGUGACAUGGUGUCAGAGGUUCAAAGCUCCAGUCUUCAAUGUGUGACAGGUAGCAGCAACAAGACUGGAAAUCAUCAGGUCACUUUACAUUAUGGCCGCAGCCUACGCCACCUUCACGGCUCAUCUUACUACUACACUCACAACCCCAAUAUCACCCACUCCAAGCCAGCUAAGAGCUUCCUGAGUGGUGGUCGACUGAUCUAUGUGUGGGGCCACAACCUGGACGUAGUGCAAGAACCCCAGAUGGUUGUGACUGUGUCACCCUACGAUUCCAUCCAGAAAAAUAGGAGUAGCGGAAGGAAAAAGCGCAGAAGCAGUUCUACCAAAAUGGUUCCUGGCCCAGUUUGUCCUGGAGAUCUGCUGUGCUCUGUCAAACAGUAUGCAGAACAUUGUGAGGUAAAUUCCUCUUCCCUGAUCCUGUGCCGAUCCCCUAUGGUGGACUCGUCGGUUUGGGGGUCUAAGGUCACUGUGGAGUUUCUUCUCGACAACCUGCGCUUUGACGUCAACACUGUGAACCCACAAGCCUUCAUCUAUGAGCCCAACCCUGUCCUGCACCCGCUAAAUCAGCAGGACCCUCUGAAGGCAUAUCGCUACAAUCCUGGCAGCUUCAUCCAGCUCGAGGGAGAAAAUCUCGACCUCGCCAUCAGCAAGGAAGAGGUGGUUGUGUUAAUCGGGGAAGGCGUGUGUGCUGUCAAGACACUUACUCGAAACCAUCUGUAUUGUGAACCGCCACCUCAUCAGCCUGCAUCCGGAACUAAUGGCAAGAAACGUGAGGGUUCGGACAACCUGCCCGAAUUCACCGUCCAUAUAGGAAAUUUAAACUUCUCCCUGGGUAAAGUUCAGUAUGAUGAUCUCAGCCUGGCCACCUUUCCCCUGGAAGCUCAGAUUGGAGUCGGAGUCGGAGCAUCCAUUGUGGCACUCAUUGUCCUUAUCAUCGUACUUGUUUACAGGAGAAAGAGCAAGCAGGCUUUAAGAGACUACAAAAAGGUUCAGAUUCAACUUGAAAACCUUGAAACCAGUGUGAGGGACCGUUGCAAGAAGGAGUUCACAGACUUGAUGACAGAGAUGAUGGAUAUGUCAAGUGACCUCGUUGGCUCUGGCAUCCCAUUCCUUGAUUACCGGAUGUACGCCGAACGCAUUUUCUUCCCUGGCCACCGGGAGUCACCACUGAGGCGAGACCUGGACGUUCAGGAGUGUCGCAGACAGACAGUGGAGCAGGGUCUGGUCCAACUAUCUAACCUCCUCAACAGUAAACUCUUCCUGACCAAGUUCAUUCAUACCCUGGAAAGCCAGCGGACUUUCUCUCCCCGAGACCGUGCCUAUGUUGCCUCUUUACUUACGGUAGCGCUGCACGGCAAACUGGAAUACUUCACUGAUAUCCUGAAAACCCUCUUGAACGACCUUGUGGAGCAGUACGUGGCCAAGAACCCCAAACUGAUGCUGCGGAGAACUGAGACAGUGGUGGAGAAGCUGCUGACCAACUGGAUGUCCAUCUGUCUCUAUACUUUCCUCAGAGACUCUGCAGGGGAGUGUCUUUACAUGCUUUUCAAGGCUAUAAAGCACCAGGUGGACAAAGGACCGGUUGAUGCUGUCACGGGCAAAGCCAAAUACACCCUCAAUGACAACCGCCUGUUACGAGAAGACGUGGAGUACAAGACCUUGACACUUAAUGUGCUGGUCCAGGGUGGUGCAGUGAAUGAGUGCCAGCCACUACCUUCCAAAGUGUUGGACUGUGACACCAUCACGCAGGUGAAAGAGAAGCUACUGGAACAGGUGUACAAAGGCACCUCUUUCUCUUACCGACCACAUACAGACUCAUUGGACCUGGAGUGGAGGUCUGGUGUUGCUGGUCAUCUCAUCCUGUCAGAUGAAGACUUAACAUCCGUGGUCCAAGGCAAUUGGAAACGUCUCAACACCCUGCAGCACUACAAGGUCCCAGAUGGUGCAACAGUAGCUCUGGUCCCUCGGCACACGAAACACAUUCACCAUGACAACCACGACUAUGUGGCUGGAGAGAAAACGCCGAUGUUGGAGGAUGCAGAUGAAGGCGGUGUAAGACUCUGGCAUCUGGUGAAGGCCAACGAAGAGCCCGAGCUGCCCAAACAUCGCAGGGGCAGUCUGAGGGAACGAGAGCGCGCCAAGGCCAUACCAGAGAUCUACCUGACUCGCCUGCUUUCCAUGAAGGGGACGCUGCAGAAAUUCGUAGACGAUUUGUUUACAGUUAUCCUCAGCACCAGUCGACCCGUCCCACUGGCUGUCAAAUACUUCUUUGACUUGCUGGAUGACCAAGCUGGUCAGCACAGUAUUUUUGACCCAGAGACGAUACACAUUUGGAAGACCAACAGUCUCCCACUGCGUUUCUGGAUCAACAUUGUGAAAAAUCCCCAGUUCAUAUUUGACGUGCAAGCCUCAGACCAUGUGGACGCAGUGCUUUCAGUCAUCGCUCAGACCUUCAUGGACUCCUGCACCAUUGCUGACCACAAACUGGGACGGGAUUCUCCCAUCAACAAGUUGCUGUAUGCUAGAGAUAUCCCCCGUUACAAACAGAUGGUAGAAAGAUACUAUGCUGACAUCAGGCAGACCAUCUCUGCCAGCGACCAGGAGAUGAACUCUGCUCUGGCUGAACUCUCAAGGAACUAUUCGGGAGAACUGAACUACUUGGUUGCACUGCAUGAGCUCUACAAGUACAUCAAUAAGUACUAUGACCAGAUAAUCACGGCACUGGAGGAGGACACCACAGCCCAGAAGAUGCAGCUUGGUUACAGGCUACAGCAAAUUGCUGCCGCCGUCGAGAAUAAGGUCACAGACUUGUGACAGGAAACUCCCACCAGUGCUAUGACGAACAGCGGAGUAGGAGUACAUUGCUGGUUGAACUGAAACACGCGAGCACUGAAGAUUUUUUGGACUGACUGCCUGUUUUUGAAUCAACUUCGCAAUUUUGUUUUUAAGCAGCUGAAAAUCGAGAUUGCUGAAGUUGAGCGCCUAAACCCUUUUAUAUUAUGCGUGUGUGGGACAAUGUAUUGUCAAUUUUGGGUUAUUGUAAGAAGAUGACAAUUCCCUGGACAAAUAAAGACGGGAUAUACAAUUAACAUGAUUCAGGCCUGCCGUCAUGGUCAUGUUAAUACAUUUUAUUAGCUUGUUGCUGCUGUACUGUCCCAAAAAAAGGUGUGUAUGUCUGAGAUUGCUUAAUGUGUGUGAACAGUGAUCCCUGGUUGUUUUUGCUGGUUGUCAGUCAUCCUUUACUGUUUUUUUUUUUUUUGUGUCCAACUGAUCACAGUCAUCAAUGUUGUAUGGUGGUCAAAAUAGCUGUAGAAAACCCUUUCUUUCCUCCUUAAGUCUUUUUUUUUAAUUUUUCUAAAUUAGGAACUCUUAUCACAUUUUUAAAAAUAAUUUCCUAAUGACUCAUUGCAUGCAAAUUUUCCAAGUGCUGCUUUCUACCUCAACCUGCUGUGCUAACAAGGUUUUAUUUUAGUGCACCAGCUUUGAGUGUAUUUUACGCACAGAACAGAGUGAUACAUACUCGAUAUUGUGGUUUAAAUGAACACGUUUCCAAUUUGUUUUGGUGACAGUACAAGAGAUUGGAAUGAAAUCCGGCUUGCUUGAGUGGUUUUAGUUACUUUUAACAUGAAAGUGUCGUUUUUACCCUUAUUUUGUUUCACAUGUUUUAGGCCUGCUGAUUCAAAUUGAUGUUACUCAAGUGCACAGGUCACUGGACCAAUAUUAAAAAAAACAACUACAAAUCUAGUGUAUAUAACACAUUUCAGUGAAUUUAUCUUCAGGAUUGGUGUAAACGUAAACAUUGUAGUGUCAUUUCAGGUUCUGUCAUAUUUUGUUUUACAUUCCUUCUCAUUCUAGCAGAUUAAAUCUUUCCCUUUUUUUUAACCCUGUGCUGCUGAAACUUAGGUGGAACAGGUGUACAUCAUUGUUGGUUUUAUGGGCCAUUUUGGGAUAGAAACCUUGUGUUAGAUACGUUUUAAAUUGAAGCUUAUGUGUUGACUGGGAUGCUAGUUCUGGGGUCUCGAGCUUCUAAAUCUGUUCUGCUUUUGAUUGGGGCAGAGUCAAGUCAUGAUCUUUUCGUGGUGUUUUUAUGUAAAUAACAAAGGGGUAAAAGUGAGGUAUUUUUAGGAUAAUUGAUGCUGUGCCAGUGUGGCUCUUUCCCUUCUAAAUAUUGAUGGGUGGUUCUGUAGUUAGGUGAUCUUGAUUCAUAAGGCAUUGUAGCAAUGGACUAACUGGUUGGGUAUUGGUAACACUAGAUGCACCAUCAAAUUUGCAUAAGGUUUUGUAAUAUUUAAAAAGCAUCCAGAUGCAUUUUACUGUCAAAAGUAUACUCACUGCCUAGUGUUUAAACAGAACGAAACCUUUCAACACUAACUGUCUUCUGACUGUUCCCUCGUGAAGAGCUGUACAUGCAGCCAGGUGAUUUACCGAAGCAGUUUAGUGGCUCAUAUUCUGUUCAAGAAAAAGUCCAUUUAAAUUUCGAUAAAGGAUUGGCAAUGAUGCAAAUGGACUCUCAGAGGGAGAAAUGUAACUAAGUUUGGAGAUGUAGAGCAGGCUCUGCAAGGAGCAAUUUUAAACGGUUUCUAAUUUUGUGUGUUAAUAUCAGUGUACAUAUUGUUUUCAAAUGUUACUGUAGUGAUUUAACCUGUUAAUUGAGAACAAGUGCAAAUUCAAACAGAUGAUGAAGUAAUAAAAUAUUGUUGAUUUUGGGGC